AUGGAAGUUGACGACGGUUCUGGAAACGCGCUCGCUGCAUGUCCGAGGGAUUUUGUCAAGCAGAUGAGUUUCGUUAUGGACGAGCGUGGUUCCCAGGCGCAUCCCAGGCAGUCUGUUACGAGGGUGUCCACUAAAAGCAGAGCCCCAUCUCCGCCUGGCCUGGACAAGCUGAAUUCCCCAGAACUGGCCCCGUGGUUCCCGGGCAACCCCCCAGCCCUCACCAUGGACCACAAGGAGAACCUCAUGGACAAAGAACUCUCCCUCACGGUGGUUCUGCCCGGAGGCGCGGAAAAGAUGACGACGGUUCACGGCAGCAAACCCCUUAUGGACCUAUUAGUGACACUAUGUGCAAAAUACCACCUGAAUCCUUCUGGACACACACUGGAACUGGUCACCACCAAUCGGAACAACAUCAAACUCAAACCCAACGCACUCAUAGGGACUCUAGACGCAGAGAAGAUCAUAAUUAAAUCUAAAAGUGAAGACAAAAACAAGAAGACGAGUCCCCAGAUGCCCGAGGCAACUGUCCGCAUGGUAAUAAACUAUAAGCAGACUCAAAAAACCAUACUAAGAGUGAGUCCGCGCGUCCCGCUGGCCGAGCUCCUGCCGGCCAUCUGCGAAAAAUGUGAAUUUGAAGUGGAGAGCACAGUUCUGCUGAAAGAUGUCAAGUCACUGGCCCCUCUGGACCUGUCUGCGUCUCUUAAUGAUUAUGCAAUAAGAGAGGUCUACGCAAGAGAUACACAAGUGCCGGGCUCUCCAGUGUGUCCCUCCUCACCCGACUAUCCAGGAUUAGUCACGCCAGGCAAAGAUAAAAAUCAAAAAGAGGUAGAAAAUAAAGGCCUCUUCAGCAUGUUUCGGAGGAGCAAGAAGAGCAAACCGGAAAAGGCCACUACCGCCAGCGCCCCGUCCUCCCCAGUGCUGCCCCAGAGCCGACCACGUCCUCACAGCAUGGCCUUACCCAGCAGCCACUCCUCUCCGUUUGGGACGGACGUGCCCAAGAAGAGGCGAGCCCCCCAGCCCCCCAUCCUGGUGUCCCAGCAGAGCUGUCCCACUGACUUCAGCCCCCGACAGCGGCUCUACUCUGAACCUUGUACCAGGCUCAACAGCACUGAUCAGACGCCUGUUUUAAGUCGUGGAUCUUCAACUGAGUCUUCGCUGAAAAGAACCAAGAGGAAAGCUCCUCCACCGCCCGCCUCCCCAAGUGUAGCAGCACCUGAACCACUUUCUCCAGACGAUCUGCAAGGCAUUGCACCUGCUAUCACGCUGGAAGAGAUAAAGGAGCAAGAAGAAAUCAACUCCCCUGCGAUGUUUACUGCUACCAGUGCUGUCCAGGACCAGACAACUACCCACAAUGCAUCUGAUCCAGUGGACACCGUGCCCAUCCAGACUGCAGUCGACGUGUCCAUAAAGGAAAACGGGGACCUGUCCACAGAAAAUAACGGCCAAAUGCAUAGUGAGGUGAACGAUUCGACGACCCCUUUGGUGAUGGAAAAAGUGGACGUUGAAGAUUUGACUGAACUUGCAGACACAAGUGAGCCUUCUACUUGCGAAGAAGGCCCCUGUAAUGGCAGCACAGUGGACAGCGACACUCUCCCCAGCCCUGCCCGCCUCCGGGAUGCAGAGACCCAGGCCUCCCCCUCUCCUCCACCUCCCCUUUGCAUGGACUCUACAGCCCCUGCAGAGGGCACUGACUGUGGGGAAACAAGCCUCCACACUGUGACUCAGACCACCGCAGAGGACGCACAAGUUCAAACAGACUCACUCCCACCUACUGCCCAGCGAGUGGACAUUGCACCUGAAAAAAGCUCUCCUCCGGUUUUAUCUGAAUCAGGAAAAAAAGACAUGGCUACGCUGACUGAUGACCUGGAAGUGACUUUAAACUUGGAUGUGCCGUCUUCUCCGGCAAAGUUACCCCCCUCUGAACCCGAAUUGAAACCCAAAGCGUCCAACGAACUCACGCGAGACUACAUUCCCAAAGUAGGAAUGACCACGUACACCAUUGUGCCUCAGAAAACGCUCGACAAGUUGAGGUUUGCCCAGGCCGUGUCCUCAGCAGUGAAGAAGCAGUCGAGUUCCCCAAGCUCCCCCAGAUCACCGUGCCUGUCUCCUUCUUUCUCCCCUGUGCGAUCCCCGUCCUUCUCUCCAGUAAAAAAAGAGUCACCAAGUCUGGAACCAAAUGAAAGGGUGGAUGCGAUAGAGGAGCGCACAGAAAAGAUUUCCACAAUAGGACCUGCACCACACACGCCUGAGUUCAGUGAAAUUGUGGAAGUCGAAGAAGAGACCCAUGUAUAG
Molecule: messenger RNA, 2292 nt
Organism: Knipowitschia caucasica
Lineage: Eukaryota; Metazoa; Chordata; Actinopteri; Gobiiformes; Gobiidae
Source: the annotation of a GenBank genome assembly